Molecule: messenger RNA, 3136 nt
Organism: Fusarium verticillioides 7600
Lineage: Eukaryota; Fungi; Ascomycota; Sordariomycetes; Hypocreales; Nectriaceae
Exons: 10
Coding region: 1209-2648 (479 amino acids)
Source: RefSeq, a predicted model, not a curated record
CUCAUCGCCGGGAUCCCCCACGACCGUUGAAGUGGAGUACCUGGCAAUGUUGGAUGAGCACGAGGUCAUGCUAGGCCAGACCAGGUCGAAAAGGGACCUGUAACCCCAGCACAACCACCGUUUCAAGCGCUUCGAAGGCACUUCCUCAUUUUCUCUAUCCCCAGCAUCAUCAGAUUUCUCCACACAAGAGUCCACAUCCCGCGGACGCACGUCAAGAGUCGCCGUCGUAGCAACACGUCGCUCCUGGACUGCCAGUGGAUAAUUCGGUUCAGUUGACCUCAGUUACUCUGGCUCUCCUCCUCUAGGAAUGGUCAUCUUGACUCGACUGGUCAAUGGUGCGAGUGCCCACCCAAUCCUAAUCUAGCUCAAUUGUUGCCCCGAAUCUCCUCAUGCAUUGGCCUGGCGUCAUGUUGAAGCACGCUUGCUAUCGUGGCAGCGCCUGAGAAGUUGGCCCAGGCCGGAGUGCGAGUGUCGAGCUGCCAUACACACACCCAAUGCCUCGCUCGUCAACACAUUGGUUUCCUCUCGUUGGUGUAUCUGUCUCGAUGAAACCCAAGCUGAUUGAUAUGCCGCUGCAAAAUUCGGAGAAUGCGGGCGGCAUCUGACCAUCAGGUGGUCCAAAGCCCCGGAUGCUGUGGCCUUAGCUGAGUCCAGAGCAGAAAUACAACCUCAAGAGCCUCCCCGUCAUUACGUGCAUCGGCCUGAUGGGCUCACUCAAGGCUCAGUGCGAGAACCGUGCACCAACCACGUCAGGGAAGGCAUUAUGUAUGGUUAGACUGGUGCGGGUGCACCUCUUCAUGGUGUUGAACGAGUUGCGCGGAUCGGAUCACACGUUAUCGACGGCCUGCAGAUCGGCCGUCCCCUCCUCUUCUAUUAUUAACCAGAUACCCUCUCUCAAUUCUUGAAUCUAUUCUUGAUUUCUCGUCUAAUUCACUCUCCUAUAAUUGACCCCGACGUCGGUUGUCUACAUCAUCUAUCAAGUUAUCAAGCCAUUCUGAAGAAUCUCGAUUGAUACCCCGCCACUCUUCAUAUUCUCCUAGUCUCUCACCGCAUGCAGUAGCCUCGACCGUCUAAUUCUAUCAUCACAGCGAUUGUCAAGGGUGUCACGCGGAUAGAGACAACUUGGAAAGGAUAUCAAAUCAACAGUGGCCCACCUCGUUAUGUAAUGAAAUAGACACCCUCUUCUGAUACGCCUUUUGCCUCUCGUGAUGGAGAUGGUUUUAGGUGGCCAACUUGAGCUACACCUGCUCCAAGGUUGUUGCUUGGAGGCAGAAAGGGCAGACCGUGUUGCAGUUCAACUCUUGGGCCUUCGCAAUGCCUUGGGCGAGGGCACCCAUACUCAUUUGUUGUUGACUAUGGAGGAAGUCAGCAUCUCGGGUCAACUACUCCGUGAACUGGCUGAGUACUCCAAAGUUCAUUUCUCUCGGGUUCCGGUCGUGCUCGACUAUCUCGAAAUUAUUCUCCCUUGCCUAUCAAGAUCCCUACGAGAUAUCACGACCUAUUACGAAGACAGAACUCUCACCAAGGAGAAUCGUUGGCGGAAGAUGUACCACUCGAUGACCCAAGAAGCUGGGGGCCUUUCACUACCACAGCGUUUUAUUCUUUACAAUCGUUUUCUGUCCCUGUUAGGGAAAUUGCUAUUGAGAUCGCCAAAUUUUGACUUCAAUACUAUGGAAUGCACUCGAUUGCAGUUGAUGCAACUCAGGGAAGCCAGAGGCAUUCCCCCUCCCCCUAUUCGCCUUGAUUCAACAAUUCGCCCCGAUUCUAUGCUAGACGAUGAUUCAGGCAUCGCGAAUAAUAUCCAUUGGGCUGAGAAAAUCUUCUCUUUACCGCUUCCCUCCCGGACUCCGCUUAAACAUCAGCAGUCGUCCAAAGCAUAUGGCCCACACGCUCCCUGGAGCCAGGUGCGCAUGCCAAGUGACGCAAGAAUCCUUUUCAUUCGUUCUUUCGAUGAGCGCCAGAUAACCCUGAUAGUAUAUCAGAGUGGUCGAGACAGAUGCCCAUAUUUACUCUUGCGAACGUUCCACAUGGGAACUCCAUGGUUUUCGCUUCGUGGCGCACACGAACUAUGUGUCGAACGCAAUGGCAGCAGUCUUCAGUUCUGGCGAUGGAGUUCCAGUGAACACUGCCCCAAGAUGUGGGCCAAUCUUUGCUUCAUGACGUGGGAAGAAUUGGUGCUCGUGUACUGCUGCUUUUUGUCUUUCAAGACGCGCAAUAGUCUUACAGUACAGGUUGCAAAUGAAGAUCUCGCUCUUUGGGGUGAACGAAAACUGUUCCAAGCUCGAAUCCUGGACGACGGCUUCAUGCAUUCUCUUAUUGUAUAUGAGGACUAUGUGACAAAGGGUGUUCGUCUCCACGCUGCAGUCUGGGACGGCGACCUACGCCAAUGUCCUGUCUGGACAGCUUUCAUCACACAUCAGUCAGCCUCCCCUAAAUGGAUAAAGAGAGUCAGCAAGACCAGAGUCCGACUUGCUGACAUUCAACUCUACGUCUUCUGCCAGGAAUACCGGCAGCAAAACCAACGAAUCAACCGUGCAGGAGCUUUCGAGAUCCGAUUCGUGAGUGAAGAAGCGGCCAAGCGUUUCAAAGAGCUCUUCUCUCCUGCGCUCAUCGAUGACAGCACCGCCACAGAGUCGACACAGACUUAAGCCACCAACAGUGUCUUCGCCGUACGACACAAACUCGGCACUUAUAAUUUCUCCUGUGAAUAGUUGUUCUCCCUCCUCGUUCCAUUGCAUGUAGCCUUUCACUUUGAUCCAUGUUUUUUUCUAGCGACGGCGUCCCACGAGAGAAAUAACGGUAUGAAGAUUUACGAAUGACGAGUUACCUAUUUUUAAUAAUAUAGUUCAAGUCGAGGGUCACAGAUUGUACGAUACAUCACAGCUAUUUGAGAGUUCGAAGGCCCUACUCAGGUUUCCAUAUAACGAUAUCAAGAAUGUUUUCACGUCGUGGCAUUAACUCAUGUUACUGUGCCCCUAUUCCUCAGCACACAUCCACAGUUUUCCAAUUGUUUAGUUACUAGUCUCAAGAACGCUCAGUUUGUCAGCAUUGUACGCGAUAGCAAUUUCAGAAACUCAGAAUUAUCUUGUGUUUGCAUCCACCUCUUGUGUUCCCCAAUUUCAACACCCAUCAUGGC